AUGGGACCCUUGAUCUGUGCAUUUGGUGAAUCUGGCACCAGAGAGCUUCGUCUUCGGAGGGAGGCAAACGUGUGUGAGGCGGCUGCUAAUGGCCACUGGCUACUUCCUCAUGCUCGGUCCGACGAGGCAGAGACCUUGCAGAUUGUCCUCUCAACAAUGACCCCUCCUUCUGAUGAGAAUGGCAGGGAUGUCUAUCUGUGGAGGAAUGGAGAGGACCAUUAUGUCCAGAAGUUUUCGACCAAGGCUACUUGGAUUAGGCUAAGAGAACCCUCACCUCUGGUACCAUGGAGCAGACUAGUCUGGUUCAAGGAAGAAAUACCGAGAUGUUCUUUUGUUACUUGGAUGGUGGCUCUCGCUAGGCUUCCCACCAGGGAUCGGCUUGCUUCGUGGGGCAUGAACGUUCCAACGCAGUGUGUUCUUUGUCUCUCCGGAACAGAGUCUCAUUCUCAUCUUUUCUUUCAAUGCCCUUUUGUUGCAGCAAUUUGGGCUAAGUUCUCUGCCAGUCCAGUUCUGCUUGCUCCAGUCUCUAUCCAAGCACUUGCUGGUGUUAUUGCUCAUCCCCAACUCGCUGGAGUCGCUGGUAUGGAUGCUGUGCUGAAGCUUAUAUUGCAGGUAAUUGUGUAUUGCAUCUGGCGGGAGCGUAACGUGCGCAUCUUCCAGCAAGUCUCUACAUCAGUUGCUGAAGUCUUCUCUCGGGUGGAUCGUCUCAUCAAGGAUCGCCUGCUUGCCAUCAGUCGUCACGCCCAACCUCCGCCAUCGCCUUCGCUGCUCCUGCUCUAUCUCUCUUUGUUGCCCGCGGGCCUGUAA
Messenger RNA from Brassica rapa (field mustard), 807 nucleotides. RefSeq lists its product as uncharacterized. The record is from RefSeq and is a predicted model, not a curated record. Lineage: Eukaryota; Viridiplantae; Streptophyta; Magnoliopsida; Brassicales; Brassicaceae.